Molecule: messenger RNA, 600 nt
Organism: Plasmodium malariae
Lineage: Eukaryota; Apicomplexa; Aconoidasida; Haemosporida; Plasmodiidae
Product: 60S ribosomal protein L13, putative
Exons: 2
Coding region: 1-600 (199 amino acids)
Biological process (GO): translation; negative regulation of translation
Cellular component (GO): cytosolic large ribosomal subunit; ribosome
Molecular function (GO): structural constituent of ribosome; mRNA binding
Source: RefSeq, a predicted model, not a curated record
AUGGUUUACGUAAUUGACUGUAAGGGACAUAUGUUAGGUAGACUCGCGUCCAUAAUAGCAAAGGAAUUAUUGAAUGGUCAGCGAAUAGUUGCGGUUAGGUGUGAAGAUAUUAACAUAUCAGGUAGUUUAUACAGGAAUAGACUUAAGUAUCAGGAAUUUUUAAGACUAAGAACGAACACAAACCCGAAAAAGGGACCAUUCCAUUUGAGAGAACCAUCAAAGAUUUUGUGGAGAUGUGUUAGAGGUAUGUUACCACACAAAACGUAUAAAGGAAAAAUUGCUUUGAAGAAAUUAAAGGUAUUCCUUGGUAUGCCAUAUCCAUAUGAUAAAAAAAAGAAAUAUGUUUUACCCAGUGCCUUACGAGCAUUCAGAUUGAAAAAGAAUAGAAGAUAUUGUAGACUUGGCACUCUGAGUUCAAGAGUUGGUUGGAAUUAUGAUGAACUUGUUAAAAAAAAUGAAAAGCUAAGGAAAAAAGUUACGAAAAAUUAUUAUAAAAAGGAAGUUAAAAAGUUGAAUGAAAAAAAAGAAUUAAAAACUGAGGCAUUAAAUUUAAUUAAUCCAGAACAACGAAAAGUUUUAGAAAAUUUUGGCUAUGCGUAA